Molecule: messenger RNA, 399 nt
Organism: Rotaria socialis
Lineage: Eukaryota; Metazoa; Rotifera; Eurotatoria; Philodinida; Philodinidae
Source: the annotation of a GenBank genome assembly
AUGGCUUCAUCUGCCGAGAAUACAACACCAUUGAAUGCUGGUCCUACACCAGAAAUGAGUGAAGAAGCAAAGUUGAGAGCUAAAUAUGGGGGUGCACUUCCUCGACAACAAAAUAUGUUAACAAAAAAAUUAAUGAAUAAGCCGAAGUAUUUCGAUUCUGGUGAUUAUAAUGUUGCAAAAGCACAAGGAAAAUUAGCGUCUAGUAAACCAGAUUCAACAAACAGAACGACUAGUAUAAAAGAAGCAACACAAACGAUUGUACCUGAAACGAUAACUGGUCAUGAAAUUCCAACACCUGAAACAGUUAUGCCAAGAAAAUUGUCGUGUGCUGCAACAAUGACACCUACAUCAACACCAACCAUAGCGAGUAGUUCUAUGCCACCACCAUCCACACAAUAA